This is a messenger RNA of Gavialis gangeticus (Gharial), 3793 nucleotides long. RefSeq names its product F-box protein 38 (gene FBXO38). Lineage: Eukaryota; Metazoa; Chordata; Crocodylia; Gavialidae. Gene Ontology annotation, cellular component: cytoplasm; nucleus. Gene Ontology annotation, molecular function: protein binding. The transcript has 22 exons. The record is from RefSeq and is a predicted model, not a curated record. The coding region runs from base 134 to 3703 and encodes 1189 amino acids. Gene Ontology annotation, biological process: SCF-dependent proteasomal ubiquitin-dependent protein catabolic process; protein K48-linked ubiquitination.
AGCAGGGGACAGGAAGUGUUAUCCCGACCGCCGCGGCCACAAUAACAGGCGGCAGGAGGCGCUGGGGGGCAGUUGUACUGAAUUAGCAUAACAUUGUGAACAUUAAUUCCUUUCAUCAGAAAUCAUUACAAUCAUGGGACCUAGACGGAAAAAUGUGAAACCAUGCUUAAUGAACAGGGAAGGCUCUGAAUCUACCAAAGCAGAUGAGCUGAAAGAUUAUAUGAACCAGCUUUCUCAUGAAGUUCUUUGCCAUAUCUUUAGGUACCUUCCAUUGCAGGAUAUCAUGUGCAUGGAAUGCCUCUCCCCGAAGCUGAAAGAAGCAGUGACUCUCUACCUGAGAGUAGUGAAGGUUGUAGACCUCUGUGCUGGCCACUGGUGGGAGUAUAUGCCCACUGGUUUCACUGAUUGCAGUUUCCUAAUAUUGCUGAGGAAGAUGCCAGACAUUGAACAGCUCUAUGGUCUUCACCCCAGGUAUCUUGAAAGACGCAGAGUACGUGGCCAUGAAGCUUUCAGCAUUCCUGGAGUUCUAGAGGCUUUGCAGGCUUGCCCAAAUCUGUUGGGUGUUGAGACCUCUCAUUUAGAGCUGGUGGAAGCAAUUUGGACAUAUAUGCCACAAGUUCAUAUUUUAGGGAAGUUUCGUAAUCGUAAUGGUGCUUUCCCAAUCCCUCCUGAAAACAAACUGAAGAUUCCUAUAGGAGCUAAAAUUCAGACUUUGCACUUAGUAGGGGUAAAUGUCCCUGAAAUUCCUUGUAUCCCAAUGCUGAGGCAUCUGUAUUUGAAGUGGGUGAGGCUUACCAAACCACAGCCCUUUAAAGAUUUCCUUUGUAUCAGCUUACGCACUUUUGUCAUGAGAAACUGUGCAGGACCCACAAAUUCUUUGAAGUAUGUCCCUUUAGUGACAGGUUUGGCUUCUGCCCGAAACUUGGAACAUCUAGAACUUGUUCGAGUUCCUUUUCUUGGAGGACUUAUUCAGCAUGUAGUAGAAGAUAGCUGGAGAUCAGGUGGCUUUAGGAAUUUGCACACUAUAGUUUUGGGAGCUUGCAAGAAUGCCCUAGAAGUGGAUCUUGGCUACCUCAUCAUAACUGCUGCACGAAGGUUGCAUGAAGUGAGAAUCCAGCCUUCUCUGACCAAAGAUGGUGUCUUUUCUGCACUGAAGAUGGCAGAACUAGAGUUCCCCCAAUUUGAAACCCUUCAUCUGGGAUACGUUGAUGAGUUUCUGCUGCAAUGUAAAAUGACUAAUGGGGACUUGGUGAAGUAUGGGUUGGCUGAUGUAGUUGAAAAUCCAGGAAUCAUCACAGACAUUGGAAUGAAAGCUGUGAAUGAAGUUUUCUCUUGCAUCAAGUACCUGGUCAUUUACAACUGCCCACAUCUACACAAUCCAAACAAUUGGAUCACAGACCAUUCAAGAUGGACCCGACUAGUUGACCUUACCCUGGUGCGAUGCCAUGCUAUAAAGCUAGAUUCUUUUAGUCAGUUCAUUGAAUUACUGCCAAGCUUAGAGUUUAUCUCUUUGGACCAGAUGUUUCGGGAACCUCCUAAGGGGUGUGCUCGUGUAGGUCUGAGUGCAGGCACAGGGAUUGGUGUUUCAUCUGCCCUGGUCAGCAAUCAGAACUCCAACAACGAGAAUGACAACAACAACAAUCACCAAAACAACAACAAUCCCAACAUCCACCACAACAACCACCAACACCCAAAUGAUCAGAAUGAGGAGAAUGAGUUAAGGCAAGAUGGGCAGGCUGAAGAGCAGCAGAUUGCAGCUGAGGCCCUAAAUGAUAUGGAAGAGGUUCCACAAGAAGAUGGAGUGGUUGCAGUGGAUGUCCAGAAUGAGUCCGUUGCUCAUAGCCAGGCAGUUAUUCCUAUGGAUGUUGAUGAGGAGCAAGCAGGGCCCAGUGGCCUUCAGCCCGUUGUAAAAGCUGGACCUAUCACUGUCCAUGAUUCAGACAGUGAGGAUGAAGAAGAUAACCUGGGAACUUCAAGAGCCUGCAUUACUAACAGCAUUGCACAGAGUUAUUCAGAUGGAGAAGAGAAAGUUAGAGAUCCAGUGGAAACCAGAGAGCCCUCAGCAGUGAGUGGUAAAGGCAAGACUCCAUUGAGGAAGAGAUGCAGUGCCAACCAAAUGGGCCAGGCAAAGCAGUUCCAUGCUGAGGAGAGCAGCUGUGAGAAAGGCUGUCAAGUAACCAGUGAGCAGAUUAAAGCAGAUAUGAAAGCAGCCAGUGACAUGCCUGAGAGGAACAAAAACAAAGAUUCUUACCCAGGUUGCAGUAAUUCUACGGGAUCCACAGGGGCCCCCAGUUCCUGCAAUGUUGCUUCUCCAAGCGUGGACUGUGCAAGGACAGCUAGUAGUCACUCCGCUGGAACCAGUCCAGCGGCUGCAGAUGAAUCUAGGCAGUGUGUCUGCUCCCCUUGUAAGAGCGAAGGCUCUGCUGAGAGAGACAAUGAGGAGAGCUCUAUGUACUCUAGGUGCUCCUGCUAUAAGCACCAAGAACCACAAAGAAGGACUAACAGGUGCUCUGAUGGGGAAUGCCCAUCCACUAGUGGGGCUUGCAGUCAAAAUGGAACAAAUAACACUGGGUCAGAUUUCUCACUUAGGACUCUGCCAGACUGUGGGCCUGCAGGAGAGGCAAGUGAUGAGAGGACUAGUAGGAGUGUUUGUGGGCCUGCAACUGUGGAGGAGAGCACUAGCUUACAGCCACGGAGCUAUGAGAUGAAGUAUAAAGAAGAGUAUCCCCGCCGGCCUCUAACAAGAGCCAGAAGCAAACUAUCUCAUGUCCCUUUGGUGUCUGAAUCAGAGGUAGCCAAGCCAAAGUCUCGACAAACAGCAAAGCGAAAAAGGACAGCAGACAAGUCAACAAGCACUAGCGAUCCUGUUAUUGAGGAUGACCAUGUUCAAGUGCUGACUUUAAAAUCCAAAAACCUUGUUGGGAUCACAUUGACCAAUUGUGGAAUAACAGACCUGGUGCUGAAAGACUGCCCCAAAAUGAUGUUCAUCCAUGCUACAAGAUGUCGUGUACUAAAGCACCUAAAAGUAGAGAAUGCACCAAUUGUCAAUCGAUUUGACUAUGCUCAGUGUAAGAAGUUAAACAUGGAUCAGGUACUAGAUCAAAUACUGAGGAUGCCGCCAGAGAGAAACCGGAUCAUUUACCUUCGUCCAAUGCAGCAGGUUGACACGCUGACUCUGGAGCAAAAGAUAUUUAGCGGUCCUUACCCAUAUCAUAUCUGCAUAAUUCAUGAAUUUAGUAACCCUCCCAAUGUGCGCAAUAAGGUGCGCAUUCGCAGCUGGAUGGAUACAAUAGCAAACAUUAACCAAGAACUUAUUAAGUAUGAGUUCUUCCCUGAAGCAACACGAACUGAUGAAGACAUCAAGAAAUACACAAAGUACCCUUGGGGGCGUGAUAUUUACACUCUAGAAGGCAUUGUGGAUGGAGCCCCUUACUCCAUGAUUACUGAUUUUCCAUGGCUGAGGUCACUCCGAACAGCAGAGCCAAACAGCUAUGCUAGAUACGAUUUUGAGGAUGAUGAGAGAACAACUAUUUAUGCUCCACGGAGGAAAGGACAAUUGUCUGCAGACAUCUGCAUGGAAACAAUAGGUGAAGAGAUCUCUGAACUGCGCCAGAUGAAAAAAGGUGUGUUCCAGCGGGUAGUGGCUAUCUUUAUCCAUUACUGUGAUGUCAAUGGUGAACCCGUAGAAGAUGAUUACAUUUGAUUGGACCCUCAACUAGUCUCUGAUUCUUUCUGUCUUCUGAUUGGCACUGCCAGCCAGCAAAGAAAGCAGAUGCACCCAUUCCUGCUACAG